Molecule: messenger RNA, 1188 nt
Organism: Neltuma alba
Lineage: Eukaryota; Viridiplantae; Streptophyta; Magnoliopsida; Fabales; Fabaceae
Exons: 2
Coding region: 5-856 (283 amino acids)
Source: RefSeq, a predicted model, not a curated record
CUCCAUGUCACAAACCAAACUGUCUGAACCAGACAAAAGUAUCCAGAAGCAUAGUCCGAGAAGCAUGUGCUUUAAUGAAACUGCAGUGAAAUUUGCUGAAGAGGUUAACGUAGAAUCAUCGUCUAACUUUGUGCUUAGUGCUCAAAAUUCCAGUAAUAAUGGGGUUACAGCUAAGGAAGCGUCAAACAAACGUUUAAAAGGAUCUGACUCCUCUCUUGACAAUAAGAGGCUGCGAAUUAGUACAUCAACAAAAUCAGGAAGAGUGAAACUGUCAUCUAGUGGCUGCUUGAAAAAGAAUGAGAAUCCCGAUCAAUUUGAUACUUCUUGUACAAUGAUCAAUUCAAAAGUUGGAGAGAAAUCAAAAACACAAGCUUCCCAUGCUUGUUCAAAAUCCCUGCACAUGAAGUUUCCAAAUAAUGUCAACCUACCAUCGAAGUCAGAGUUGAUAAAGAAGUUUAGAGUGUUUGGCUAUGUUGAUUAUCUUAAAACAAAGGUCUUUAGCUUUGCUGGCUCAGCUCGGGUAUCAUUCCUUCGAGAAGCUGAUGCAGUGACUGCUUAUUUCCAUGCCAAAAGAAAGAAGAUCAAUUUUGGUAGCGCAAAUGUCCGUUUUUGGCUAGACCCUUUUGAUCACAAGAGAGGAGGAUCUUCAAAAUAUUGUCUUCCCCUGUCUCCAUCAGCAAGUGAACAACCAAAGCCUUUGAAAUCAUGUUUGAAAAGUUCUAGUUCUGAGAAUAAAGAUAGAUGUAAGAAGCCCUACAAGGCACUUGUCUGGUGCACCAAAAUCACCAGUACAACAAAACUCCGGUUCAUUCAAAGCCACACAUGCACUCUUACAAGCAACCACACUUCCUUCUGAAUCUCACUGCAAAAUCAGGAGGACAAACACUGUUCAAAUCUGCAGCACAGCUUGCCGUGUUGCAUCCCCUUGAAUCUGAUGAUGUUGAGGAUGAUGAUGAUGAUUCUUCUGGGAUUAUAGAAACUGGUAGAUUGAAGCCAUCAACAAGGGUGAUGUCAUAGAAAUCUGGGGCUCCAUUGUUAGGCAAAGUGAAUUCUGCUAGAGAAACUGGUGGAAUAGAACCUGCACCAUUGCAGGAUAUGUCACCUGAGCCGCAGUCACCUGUUUGGCAGAUGAAUUUCCCGGUGGAAGUGCAGCCGGUUCGCACCCAGAACCGCCUGGACCAUGGAGGG